AUGGCCUUGCAGCUCCAAAGUGCCGGGGAGUCCAUGGGCAGCCUCACCCUCCUAGAUGGCGCUCCCAAGUACGUGUCUGUGCAUUGGAUCCACUACCAGAGACGCCUUGCGGACACCAAGGAGGAAGAAGAGUCUUUACUGCUGUGCGCAUUCCUCAUGCAGUACCUGGAUGUCGACUUCCGUGAGGUCCGCCAGCAAUUGAAGCAGUGUCCGAAUCGGGGCGCCAAGGAAGAAGCCGUCACUGACAUCCUCUUCAAGGCGUACCCAAAACAUCGCUCAAGACGACUGGGCGUGGCCACGGCUAUGCGUGCCUUCUGCGAGUUCGUCACCGUCGGUUCCAACUAUGAGCCCCGUGCGAAGUUCCAGGGCGAUGCCGUGCUCAUCAAGCCGUCCAGUCCGGGCAAGUCGACGAGGCAAUUGCCAACCGACUAUGGCCUCUCGCAAUGCCUUCACGGAAGAGUCAAGGUCAAGAUUGUCGACGGUGUUCACGAGAACUUCACGUUAGGCCCAGGAGGUCGAGAAUGUGCAGCGAUCAUCAAUCAGCAGAUUAUGGGCUGA
This is a messenger RNA of Dermacentor silvarum, 558 nucleotides long. Its product is annotated as fatty acid synthase-like. The record is from RefSeq and is a predicted model, not a curated record. The transcript is spliced from 3 exons. Bases 1 to 558 code for a protein of 185 amino acids. NCBI's taxonomy places the organism in Eukaryota, Metazoa, Arthropoda, Arachnida, Ixodida, Ixodidae.